AUGGUUCCCAGACAGCAGAAUGCCCAGCUUCCUCUCUUUUUGCUGCUGCUGCUCUUGGGAAUGGUGAUCUCACUCCAUGCCCCAUCUGGUAGUUUAACCAGGGCUCGGUGGUUUCAGAUUCAGCACCUAAAUAUGACCCACCGUCGAUGCGAUGAUGCAAUGCGGGUGGUUAACCGUUACACAAGGGUAUGCAAAGGUGAAAAUACUUUUCUCCACACAACGUUUGCUCAAGUAGCUCGUGUUUGUACCACCAGAAAUGUACCCUGCCCUAGAUCAAACAGGACAAAUUGUCAUACAAGCUCAGUUCCAGUGCCUAUAACCUACUGCAACAUCACAAGAAGAACAGCACAUUAUAGAAACUGCCGUUAUCAACAGACAAACACACGGAAGAUCUUCAUCGUUGCGUGUGCAAACAGAUCACCAACGGACAGUCCCAGGUACCCCGUGGUUCCAGUUCACUUGGAUGACAUCAUCUAA
This is a messenger RNA of Lipotes vexillifer (Yangtze River dolphin), 477 nucleotides long. RefSeq names its product non-secretory ribonuclease. Gene Ontology annotation, biological process: defense response to Gram-positive bacterium; chemotaxis; innate immune response in mucosa. Gene Ontology annotation, molecular function: nucleic acid binding; RNA nuclease activity. The coding region runs from base 1 to 477 and encodes 158 amino acids. The record is from RefSeq and is a predicted model, not a curated record. NCBI's taxonomy places the organism in Eukaryota, Metazoa, Chordata, Mammalia, Artiodactyla, Lipotidae. The transcript has a single exon.